Tympanuchus pallidicinctus (lesser prairie-chicken) is the source of this 987-nucleotide messenger RNA. RefSeq names its product basic proline-rich protein-like. NCBI's taxonomy places the organism in Eukaryota, Metazoa, Chordata, Aves, Galliformes, Phasianidae. The coding region runs from base 1 to 987 and encodes 328 amino acids. The record is from RefSeq and is a predicted model, not a curated record. The transcript is spliced from 2 exons.
AUGAACGAAUCGGGACCGGAGAGCCCCGUUCCGCGCCGGCCACCGCGUGACCUUGAGAGAACGGCGGGCGCCGCCGCAGGCGCCAAGCAGAGGAGAGCGGGCGGAGCCGAGCAGCGCGCCGAGAGACGGCGCCCGCCGGGGCCCCGCUCCCCUCGCAGACCCGCCUCCCACCUGCAGGCAGCCCCGGCCGCGCCCUUUCGUGGCCGCCCCUCCUUCUCCUCCCCUUCGCGGCGGCCCGCCCGAACCCUCGCCCCGCCGCCCGCCCUCAGAGCCCCACGCCGCGCACCCGAAAGGCGGGCUUCCGCCCCGGCCACGGCUUCGCGCGGCGCAGCGCGCAGGUGCGGGAAGCGGGUUCGCGGCUGCGCAGAAUCCCGCUCCGCGGCUGGGGGCGGCCGCCGCGCCUUCCCUAUGAUCGGGGCCCCGCUGAGGACGGCUCCGCCCUCCGACCCCCGCCCCUCCCCGGCAGCGCCGCGGCUGUUACGCCGGGUAGGUUUCCAGUCACUAUGGCGGCCGCUGCGCCGAAGGUCGGAGGAAAGUUUUCGCGGUCGGCGGCUGCUUGAGAGGCAGAGCUACCGAGCGGGCCCGGCCGCCGGGCCCUCUCACAGCGCCGGGCCCGAAGGAGCCGCGCUCGGCGGGCGGAGGAGGCUCUGUGCGGCCCCCCGUGAGCGGCCACCUGCGGAGGGGCUGAGCGGAGCCGCGCGUCCACCCCCCCCCCCCCCGACUCCCCGCCCGGAGCGCCGCUCCCCGCGCCGGUGGCUUCGGAGGCGCUUCUCGGAGCUGCCCUGCGACCCCUACCCGCCGGCGGCGACCCGGAGACGCAGCGAGCUGACGGCGCGCCCGGGGCCCAGCGAGCCGCCCGCCGGCCUGGCCCUGAGAGAGGAGACGCGAGCUUCUCCGUGCCUCGGCGAGCUCCGAGCGGCCACGCGGGGCCGUAGGGCGCUUGGGCUUUAUCUGCGGUCGGGGAGGAAAGCGGUGUUUCUCCGGUAG